This is a messenger RNA of Cornus florida, 3294 nucleotides long. Its product is annotated as kinesin-like protein KIN-UB. Gene Ontology annotation, molecular function: microtubule motor activity; ATP binding; microtubule binding. Gene Ontology annotation, biological process: microtubule-based movement. The coding region runs from base 274 to 3000 and encodes 908 amino acids. The record is from RefSeq and is a predicted model, not a curated record. NCBI's taxonomy places the organism in Eukaryota, Viridiplantae, Streptophyta, Magnoliopsida, Cornales, Cornaceae. The transcript is spliced from 19 exons.
CAAAUGUAAAAAGAGCCAAACUGGUCACCCCCAAUUAUAUAAAUUCAGCCAGACCCACAAUCUCUCCCUCUUUCUCUCUCUACUUUUUGUUUGAACUCGAAACAUCUAUUUCGCAGACACACCACUCACCAUAUCACAGCUCUUUCUCUCUCUACUUUGUUUGAACUUUAACCGGCAAACCACAAUUCUUGUGACAGUCUCUCUCUCUCUAUAUCUGGAGAUUCAUCAUUUCAAUGGCGGGGAGUGUUUGAAGUUGGAGAGAGAAAGUGAUUGAUGGCUUCGGGGGGCGGUUAUAGGAAUGGCAUUCAGAAAGGAACAGUGAAGCUGGAUCGGCAUCUCCCUGCUAAUGGCAAUAACCUCAGAACAUCUUCUUCUUUCAAAUCGAAGCUCUCUUCCUCGUCUAAUGUCCGCCGGAGCAGCCCUUCCGCUCUUGGCGGAGCCGCCAAGGACGGCGAUGCAGUUUCUGGAAGAGUUAGAGUGGCUGUAAGAUUGCGACCUCGAAAUGCUGAGGAGUUGGUGACAGAUGCAGAUUUUGCUGAUUGUGUGGAAUUGCAGCCAGAGCUUAAAAGGUUGAAACUCCGAAAGAACAAUUGGGAUUCAGACACCUACGAGUUCGAUGAGGUGCUCACUGAAUUUGCAUCACAGAAGCGUGUCUAUGAAGUUGUUGCAAAGCCAGUUGUGGAGAGUGUCUUGGAUGGUUACAAUGGGACAGUGAUGGCUUAUGGUCAGACCGGUACGGGAAAGACUUUUACUCUUGGACGGCUAGGCGAUGAAGACACUUCUGCUCGUGGUAUCAUGGUUCGUUCAAUGGAGGAUAUUCUAGCAGAUCUCUCUCCAGAGACUGAUACUAUCUCUGUCUCCUAUUUGCAGCUCUACAUGGAGACAAUCCAGGAUCUCUUGAAUCCUGCAAAUGAUAAUAUUCCCAUUGUUGAAGAUCCCAAAACUGGUGAUGUAUCUUUGCCAGGAGCAACCCAUGUAGAAGUCCGGGAUCAACACAGUUUUGUUGAGCUACUACGACUAGGGGAAGCUCAUCGAUUUGCUGCUAACACAAAGCUAAACACUGAAUCUUCGCGUAGUCAUGCCAUUCUAAUGGUACAAAUUAAGAGGUCUGUCUUGGGUAGAGAAACUUCUUUCCAAAGUGAGAAUGGUAAUUUCUCUCACUCGGUCAAUACUGCUAAACCACCUGUUAUUCGGAAAGGCAAGCUUGUUGUUGUAGAUCUUGCUGGUUCUGAGCGUAUUCACAAGUCAGGAAGUGAGGGACAUAUGUUAGAGGAAGCCAAGUCUAUCAAUCUCUCAUUAAGUGCCUUAGGGAAGUGCAUAAAUGCUCUGGCAGAAAAUAGUGCUCAUGUGCCCGUUCGAGAUUCCAAGCUCACGAGGUUGCUUAAGGAUUCAUUUGGAGGUACAGCGAGAACUUCAUUAAUUGUGACUAUUGGCCCAUCUCCACGACAUCGAGCAGAGACUGCAAGUACCAUAUUGUUUGGUCAACGGGCAAUGAAGGUGGAAAAUAUGUUGAAAAUUAAGGAGGAAUUUGAUUACAAGAGUUUGUCUAGAAGGCUUGAGAUACAGCUUGACAAACUCAUUGCGGAAAAUGAAAGGCAGCAGAAAGCUUUUGAGGAUGAAGUUGAAAGAAUAGCUUUAGAAGCACAGAAUCGUAUCUUUGAGGCUGAAAGAAACUAUGCAAAUGCAUUGGAGAGGGAAAGAAUGCAAUGUCAGAUGGAUUACAUGGAAUCAAUUAAGAAGCUUGAGGAAAAGUGGGUAUGCAGCAAUCAACAAAAGCAUGGCAAUAAUGGCUUCAUUGAUGGGAAAUGUAAUGGAGAGGGGCUUGUGGCCUCUACUAGUGAGGAAGUUUCUGAGAUCAAAAAGUUGCUUCAGAAUGAAAUGCAUAUGAGAAAGGCGGCUGAAGAGGAGAUGAAUAGUCUUAAGAAUCAACUAGUUCAAUUUACAAAGUCGGAGGCAGGUGGAAAUGGAGAUAUUUCAAAGCUUGGUAGAAUGCUCGAAGAUGAGAUUCAUCAAAAAAAGAAACUUGAAGAGGAAAUAAUGAUAUUACGAAAUCAGCUAUUGCAAUUGACUUUUGAAGCUGAUCAGACUAGAAGGUAUCUUGACAGAGGAGGGGCUGGGAAUGUCUCUGCUGCUUUAGAUUCUCUUUCUCAAGCUAGACAUUUACAGAUCAAAGAUGUCGGUAAUGGUCAGAGAACAUCAAUUGCCAAUCUCCACGAACAAGUUGGAUUGCAAAAGAUAUUGUCAUUGCUAGAGUCAGAAGAUGCUAAUGUAAGGAUUCAUGCUGUAAAAGUGGUGGCGAACCUCGCAGCUGAAGAAGCAAAUCAGGAGAGGAUUGUUGAAGCUGGGGGUCUCACUUCCUUGCUGAUGCUUCUUAGAAGCUUUGAGGAUGAAACCAUUCGCAGAGUAGCAGCUGGUGCAAUUGCCAAUCUUGCAAUGAAUGAAGCCAAUCAGGAACUUAUAAUGGUUGAAGGAGGAAUUGGUCUGUUGGCGGUGACAGCAGCCGAUGCUGAUGAUCCUCAGACUUUACGGAUGGUUGCUGGAGCUAUUGCUAACCUUUGUGGCAAUGAUAAGCUACAGACGAGGCUUAGGUCUGAAGGUGGUAUUAAGGCAUUGCUAGGAAUGGUGAGAUGUAGGCAUCCAGAUGUUCUUUCCCAAGUUGCACGAGGAAUUGCAAAUUUUGCAAAAUGUGAGUCCCGAUCAGCUUCACAAGGAAACAAAACAGGAAGAUCUCUCUUGAUAGAAGAUGGUGCACUUCCGUGGAUCGUACAAAAUGCUAACAAUGAGGCAUCACUAAUUAGGCGCCACAUUGAGCUAGCACUCUGCCACUUGGCACAGCAUGAAGUGAAUGCAAAAGACAUGAUUAGUGGAGGAGCCCUUUGGGAACUAGUUCGUAUCUCACGUGACUGUUCUCGAGACGACAUAAGGACUCUUGCACAACGUACUCUUACUUCAAGUUCGACCUUCCAAGCAGAAAUGCGGCGGUUAAGAAUAGAACUAUAACUACUGCUGCAAUGGGACGGUCACCUGCAGGCCAAGGUAAUGAGAGGGUACUCUACAUGGCCCUUGGACAAGGUCAGUUCUUUGAUAUAUCUUAUAGUUCUGAAAAAUACAGUUCUAAUUUAAAUAGACGGGGCUUGGCCUUUGUCCUCGUUUUCUAGCUAAGCAUCAGUCGACCACUUGUAUUUUCAUUUUCAUGGCGACCCAUUCCGGUAGAGCUGCUUCAGUAUUGUAGUUUUUGUAUAAAUUGAUUUGUUCAAUCAAUGAAAUGGUCAUAUUCCUCUUUUGUGGAAUAAA